Candida dubliniensis CD36 is the source of this 732-nucleotide messenger RNA. RefSeq names its product N-terminal protein methyltransferase. The transcript has a single exon. Bases 1 to 732 code for a protein of 243 amino acids. The record is from RefSeq and is a predicted model, not a curated record. Gene Ontology annotation, molecular function: N-terminal protein N-methyltransferase activity. Gene Ontology annotation, biological process: N-terminal protein amino acid methylation. Gene Ontology annotation, cellular component: cytoplasm. NCBI's taxonomy places the organism in Eukaryota, Fungi, Ascomycota, Pichiomycetes, Serinales, Debaryomycetaceae.
AUGCCAGCAAAAUCACAACAAGAUUGGGAAAUAGAUUUUAAUCAGUCGUCCGAACCAGCAGACUCACAAAUCAACUAUGAUGAUGCAAUUCAAUAUUGGUCCAACACUCCUGCAUCUGUUAAUGGAGUGCUUGGAGGGUAUGGCGAACAAACAUCGGUGCCGAAAGCAGACAUUGUUGGGUCUUCUACAUUCUUGCGAAAACUAGCUACCAGAAUGACAUGCCCUGAAGGUUUACCAAAGACCACUAUUGAUAUGGGUGCUGGUAUCGGUAGAAUUACUCGUGAUUUACUUUGGAAAGUUAGCGAUUCAGUGGAUUUGUUGGAACCAGUUAAACCAUUUGUAGCACAAAUGCACAAUGAGUUGGCUGAGGUGAAUAAAAGAGGUAAAUUGGGUAAGAUAUAUGAUAUUGGUAUGCAAGAUUGGCAACCUGAGCAUCCGUAUUGGUUGAUUUGGUGCCAAUGGUGUGUUGGACAAUUGCCUGAUGAUGUAUUGGUUGAAUUCUGGAGCAGAUGCCGUUCAGCAUUGAUUGAAAAUGGUACUAUGAUUGUCAAGGAAAACAUUGCCCCCUUUGAGGACAUAUUUGAUGAGACUGAUAGUUCUGUUACACGUACAGAUGCCAAGUUCAGAGAAUUGUUUGAACGAGCUGGGUUUAAGUUGAUAGCCAGCGAUAUACAGAAAGGUUUACCAAAGGAACUAUAUCCAGUUAGAAUGUACUGUUUGAAAAGUAAGUGA